CGUGCAAGCAGCGCAUUUGAGGAGGGAGCCCCAGCAGCCUGCCCGCAGGAUGAAUGAACCCUACAGCCCCGCAGCGCCCAGACCCAUGAGCAGCCCCUCGCCCAGCACCAUGAAAAUGUUCGUGUGCUUCCUCGCGGUAUUUAUUGUAGCACAGACGAUUGGGACUGUACUGUUCUGUUUGUACCUUCACAUGAAGAUGGACAAGAUGGAGGAGUCAUUGAGCUUAAAUGAAGAUUACAUCUUCCUGCGGAAAGUACAGAAAUGUCAGACAGCAGAAGGGCAGAAAUCGACCUUAUUGGACUGUGAUAAGAUUUUAAGAAGCUUCCAGGAUCUCCAGCGCAAGGACGUGGGAGUCAGCAAGGAGCACCCGAAGUUCGAAAUGCAGAAAGGCCGUGAGCACUCGCACGCGAAGGGCAGGAACGAGACGGCGGCGGCAGCGGAGAAGCGGCAGCCGAUCGCAGCCCACCUGGCAGGCGUCAGGAGCAGCAGGGCGGUCUCAGUUUUAGAGUGGACGACGACGGGAUACGCGCCCAUGAACAGCCUGAUCUCCUACCGGGAGGGCAAACUCAAGGUGGAAAGAGCAGGGCUCUACUACAUCUACUCACAAGUCAGCUUCUGCACCAAGGCGACAGCUUCGGCGCCGUUCACCCUCUACAUUUAUUUGUACCUCCCCACGGAGGCCGACCGGCUCCUGCUGAAAGGGCUGGACACGCACAGCACGUCGAGGGCUGUCUGCGACCUGCAGUCCAUCCGGGAGGGCGGCGUGUUCGAACUGCGGGAGGGCGACAUGGUCUUCGUCAACGUGACAGACUCAACGCUAGUGAACUACAGCCCCGGCAGCACCUACUUCGGCAUCUUCAAGCUGUAGCGGGGAGGCCCCCCCGGCUUUGCGGAGCAAAGGGCCUUUCCCUCUUUCCCCUAUUUAUGUUCCUCUGCAUCUUUAUUGUCUCGUUUCUUAAUUUGUAUAUUUUGUUAUUUAUUAAUGGGGGCCCAGGGGCCCCCAGAACAGAGAUGGAACGAAGUCUGAAGGUGUCGUUGCUUGCACUUUGCUUGUCUCGCUGCCGAUGGUUUUGUGUGUGCUGGUGUCAGGGGGUCUGACUCCUCCAUGCCCCCGGUGGCCCCGCGGGCCAGGCAGGGUGGAUGUCCUGGUUGCAUCACAUGAGCUUUAUUUAGCAAACUCUCUCACAAGGGUUUCUUUCCCCACAAUGUAGGAUGUCUCAGGGCGCUCCAGUUAAGCUAGGUUCAAGCUAUACAUAUCUUCUGUAUCAGUCUGCUUGCAAAACUACAAUGGAAAAACAUUAAAAGGCUUAGGAACA
This is a messenger RNA of Dromaius novaehollandiae (emu), 1316 nucleotides long. RefSeq names its product CD40 ligand (gene CD40LG). NCBI's taxonomy places the organism in Eukaryota, Metazoa, Chordata, Aves, Casuariiformes, Dromaiidae. The record is from RefSeq and is a predicted model, not a curated record. Bases 50 to 868 code for a protein of 272 amino acids. The transcript has 6 exons. Gene Ontology annotation, molecular function: tumor necrosis factor receptor binding; CD40 receptor binding. Gene Ontology annotation, cellular component: membrane. Gene Ontology annotation, biological process: immune response.